ACACAUUGCAAAAUAACAAAACAAACUAUGGCCGCGGACGGAGAUGCCAAGAUGUUUGCAAAGUAUUUCGAUCUAAAUGGCUAUGCUUGCCCCCUGGACGUGCUCAGCGAAGAAGAAGUGAACACAGUCCGAGAACACUUCGACAAAGUUCAGGACGAAAUUGAUACUGGGGUGUGGAGGGAGAUGUGGUCAGUGUGUGGCUUGCGGUGGACAACGCCGACAAGGAGAACGCUUGUAUGCAGGUCAUCCCAGGCACUCACAAAAGUGGUAUCCUGGAGCAUGUGAUAGAAUCAAAAGAAGGGAAUUUACUCUCCUCAAACCAGGCCAUCCCUGAAAAUCUGUACGACAUCAGUAAGGCGGAAUUCUGCCCCCUGAAGGCAGGCCAGAUGUCUCUUCAUCAUGGCCACCUUGUGCAUGGCAGUGGGACCAACCGCUCUAACAGGAGAAGGUGUGGCUACGUCAUCCGCUACGUGUCUACGGAUGCGAAACCCAUCGAGGAUCCCAACCGUCCCCGUUCCUUCCCCGCCACUGUGCUCGUGAGUGGAGUGAAUGAGUCACAGAACUUUGAGGACCACGCACCAGCAUGGUACAACUGGCGGGAAUAAAUGCAAAACCAAAUGAAUCCUUGACAAGAAGAGAUUACGGUACCCACAUCAUUUUCACGACAUUUAAAAUUUCCAAUCAGUAUCAGUCCAGUCCCCAUUUUGCUUUAAAAGCGUUUCCUCCCUUUACUCCUUUUAAUGUCAAUUGACAGAAAAUACUCAUGGUGGAUCAGGAAUAACGAGAUGAGUCUAUUACUUAUUUGAAAAGUUUAUUUCCCUUAACAAUGGAUAUGGAUGUACAAUGAAGUUUUUAAAAGAACAUUUAUGAUAAUGAUAAAAUGAUGACAGCAUUUUAAAAAGUUUCAUUAUUAUAUCCCUGUCCUUCCUAUGUGUAUGUUCUCAGGGAUGGUUUCCCUUUGUCGUAAGCAUAAAAGCAUGUUACAGUAAGACAUAUCAUAUUUUAAACUCAACAAAUAAUUCUGCACACAAUAAUAUUUCCAUACAUCAGCAGCACAGAGAGCUAGUCUCUCAUUUUAAAAAUACAAAAAUAAAGAAAGUUUACAUGAAAAAAAGUCAUCUACCAGAUGUAGAACAUUACACAAAGAACAACUUGGCUAUACUGCAUUAUUUCAAUAACAGUUUAAGAGAGAUGAAAAAAAGCAUAUAAUAAUGUGAAUGGUAUUGCCCAUUGACAAAACUGUCCAUAUACAUUCUCAGGAGGAAGAGGGAGGAAAUAUAAUGCUUAGGCUUUUUUAGGUCAACAUGACUAUUACUAUUAGAGAAUUUUACUAGUUUCAUUGCUGGGAUGCGUAGCAUGUACUAGCUUAUAUAACACAAUGUAUUCAUAUUUCCUGCCAUUUAUGUUUAUUUAUUUCUCCCUGCCUUGUGAUGAAGGCCACAACAAUAAGAUAAACACCCCUCUGUGGUCAGACAAUACUGACUGACAUAAUUUUAUGAUAUUCUGAAAUCAAUAGAAUAAUUCAGGUUUCCAUUUUACAGGGUAAACUUUUUUAAAAAGUAAAAUCAAUGAUCAUAUAAGUUACAUAAAGUUAUUUGUUACAAAAUGAAAUUAUCUAUAUAUUCGACCAAAUUAAUUGUGAAGUUUUUCUGUGGUUUUGUUUUGUUUUGUUCUUUGCUGCUCCCGUUCUUGUCACUUUCAAUAACAUCUUUGGGGGACAAGUUGUACUGAAUAUCAAGGUCUUGUAUAGUGGCUUUAACAAUAAAAAAAGACCAAACAAA
Aplysia californica (California sea hare) is the source of this 1781-nucleotide messenger RNA. RefSeq names its product probable alpha-ketoglutarate-dependent hypophosphite dioxygenase. NCBI's taxonomy places the organism in Eukaryota, Metazoa, Mollusca, Gastropoda, Aplysiida, Aplysiidae. The record is from RefSeq and is a predicted model, not a curated record.